CCUGCCAUUUCAGUUCACCUUUUGUUGCUUAAAACAAAACAAAACUCAAAUAGUCACAACACACAAACAGUGUGAGAACUGAAAAUGGGAACUCGCAGAAGGAGAAGCGAUUCAUCUUCUUCUGACAGUGAAUAUGGCUCCAUCACCAAAACGGCGAAAACAGAACGCGACACUGUUGUCGUUUCGUCUUCUUCAUCGCAUUACGAACAAAUUAGAGAACAAAGGAUGAAAGAGAACGCUGAGAGAAUGCAAAAACUUGGAUUAUUAAACCUUUCCCUUAAGCUCAAGAAACCACCACGCGUUUUCGUCAGGAAAAUCGCGUCACCGACUAAUCAAUCCGAAAGACGUUCUUCUAGAUUAAUGACUGUACCACCUGUUAAUUAUCGUCAACAAAAUUCAUGGAGAAACGAAAAGAAGGAAGUGGAGAUUUAUAUAGCAGAAGGUACAAAGCCUGAAGUUUAUACUGAAGAGCAUGAGAAGCUUCUUGGGGAUUGCAAGACUGAUUGGGAAUUGUAUGUCGAUGGAUAUGAUGAGGAUGGGGACCGGAUAUAUGAUCCGACCAAGGGAGAGAAAUGCCACCAAUGCAGGCUCAUAACUAUUAGUCAGAUGACCAGUUGCAACAAAUGUGAAUUACCCCAAGGGAUGAUUUGUGGAGAUUGCUUGUACAUGAGAUAUGGAGAAAAUGUGACAGAAGCUGAUUGCAAUAUCAAGUGGACUUGCCCUUCUUGUCGAGAAAUUUGCAACUGCACUAUCUGCCGUAGGAAAAAUGGUUGGAUGCCAACCGGCAAUAUAUACAAUAAGGUGACUAAAUUGGGUUUCAAAUCUGUGGCUCAUUAUCUGAUUAAGACUCGUCGCCCUGGGAAAAACAUGGAAGGCUCAGAUACUGAAAAUGAUGUUGCCCAGGAAACACCAUAGACCUCUCCAGAUUCAACACUAACUAGACCAAUUCAGACUAGAAGGGCUUUUUGAAGUUAAAAAGGGUGAUCAAAUGAAUGUAAAAAUGGCUUGUGGGUGAUCCCGUGUUUUAGAUAUUUAGACAAGUUGCUAGUUUUCUUAUUUUUGUUAGAUAUGCAUACAAGCUUAGGCCAUUUGACUAAAACAGUUUGCAGCCCUAUGCCCCUUGUUUCUAUAACUUUUUGUGUGAUAGCUCUUAACUUUUAAGCAGUUUUACUGAGCAUUUUGGGCUGUUUGAUGAAAUAUGUAUAUAUUUCUUUAAGAAAUUUUAUCUAUGUUGAAUUUUUUUUAAUAGCUAAGAAGCAACUUGUUUGAUACAAACAAGGUGAAAAAGAGAGACAAUCAGACAACUAACUAAAGGCCAGGCCCUGUUUGACAUUAACUAGUAGAAGCUUUUAUGCAUAUGUAUUGAAGAUGCCAUUAAAAACAUUUAAACUUUUCCUAAGAUUCCAUUCAAGCCAAGGGACAAGGCCUAACCCAAUGGUAAGGUUGAAUGAUUGGAGACCUAAUAUCUCUAGCUUUGUUGCAUUCUCUUAUGAUGUGCAUGACGGGUUCAUGCCCUUGUUGACAACUUAGGCAUCUAUCAUCAUAAAAAUAUGCAUUUUGUACCUUUUCUCAUUAGUCAUCAAUCUACCAUGAACUGUUCUCCAAAGGAAAGGAUAGAUCUUGUUAUACCUCUCCAUACUUUGUCAAGGAAAAGAUUUUGUACCUUUUUAUGAACUAACCACGAGUAAAGAUGGUGCUACUGACUGAUAGGAUGAG
Molecule: messenger RNA, 1716 nt
Organism: Vicia villosa (hairy vetch)
Lineage: Eukaryota; Viridiplantae; Streptophyta; Magnoliopsida; Fabales; Fabaceae
Exons: 5
Coding region: 85-915 (276 amino acids)
Biological process (GO): regulation of DNA-templated transcription
Cellular component (GO): nucleus
Source: RefSeq, a predicted model, not a curated record